AUGGCGGCGGAUCCGGUGCAGCUGGAGGAUCGUAAUGAUGGUUAUGAGAAGUUUCUUGAGAGGAAAGAACAACUUGCUUCCCAAAAGAAUUCUGGUGAUGCCAGGGAAGUGGAAGAUGAUGAUGAUGAUGAAGAUGAUGAUGAUGAUGAUGAUGGAUGGUAUUGGGAAGAUAGCAGUGCAAAUGUUCUUAAGCACCUAUGUGGAAGAGGAUCUAACCCUCAGGGCAACAGGCAAGAUAUGCAAAACAGAUCAUCGAAAGCAUAUACAGUGACAGAUAAGGUCUUACAGAAGUAUGAAAAUAAAAUUAAUCUAGGUAAACUUAAUCUGUCGGAUUCGGUUAUGAAUAAAGUCACAGAAAAAUCCAGACAAAAGGAGGCGGACACGUACCGAGUUAAAGACAAAUCUGAUAGAGCUACAGUUGAACAGGUGCUAGACCCAAGGACACGGAUGAUUCUCUUUAAGAUGCUCACAAGAGGGGUAAUAUCUGAAAUCAAUGGCUGCAUCAGCACGGGUAAAGAAGCUAAUGUCUACCAUGCCAGUACUGCAGAUGGACAAAGCAAAGCAAUAAAAAUUUACAAAACCUCUAUCUUGAUGUUUAAAGACCGUGAUAAAUAUGUGAGUGGGGAAUUCAGGUUAAACACUGCUGGAAUUCCUUGUCCGGAGCCAAUUUUGCUAAAGAGUCACGUCCUCUUGAUGGAGUUUAUUGGAAAAAAUGAGAUGCCGGCUCCCUUGCUGAAAAAUGCCCAGUUAUCGGAUUCCAAAGCACGAGAGAUUUACUUAGACGUCAUUCAGUAUAUGAGAAGGAUGUACCAGGAUGCCAGGCUUGUGCAUGCAGAUCUCAGUGAAUUUAACAUGCUCUAUAAUAAUGGCCAGGUUUAUAUAAUUGAUGUAUCCCAGUCUGUGGAACAUGAUCACCCACAUGCUUUGGAAUUUCUUCGCAAGGACUGUGCCAAUAUAAAUGAUUUCUUUGUGAAGCACGGUGUUGCAGUAAUGACGGUACGAGAGCUGUUUGAGUUUAUCACAGAUUCAUCCAUUACUCAGGAUAACAUGGAUGCUUAUUUAGAAAAGGCUAUGGAGAUAGCAACUGAAAGAACAGAAGAAGAAAGAUCAAGUCAAGAUAAGGUGGAUGAAGAGGUGUUUAAGAAGGCAUAUAUUCCCCGAACUCUGAAUGAGGUGAAAAACUACGAAAGGGAUGUUGGCAUAAUGCAGAAGUUAAAAGAAGAGGACCUAUCAUUGAACACCCAACAUGAUAAUAUUCUCUAUCAGACUGUCACUGGCCUAAAGAAGGACUUGUCGGGUGCUGAAACGAUACCGGCUCUGCUGCAGAACACUGAUCAAGGGCAGCAGGAGGACUCUGAUGGUCAAAGUGAGGAUGAGUCCACUUCAGACUCUGAAGAAGGAGUUCACCGGAAAGAUCAGACUCCUGACGAAGAAAUGGAUAAAAAAGAAAGGAAGAAACUGACCAAAGAAGCACAGAGAGAAAAGAGGAAAAACAAGGUCCCAAAACACGUGAAGAAAAGAAAAGAGAAGACGGCAAAGAUGAAGAAAGGCAGAUAAUGUACAGCAAAGACUUGCUGUGUCAUUUUUCCAUCUUACAGAUGAGCUAGCAACGUUACAAUGUGUGCAUGGACACGCAAUGUCUAAAAUUUCUAAAGACAUUAAUUAGACUCUUGUACUCGCAGUUAUGAUCAUUUCAAUGACCACCUUGAUAUCUAUGGGACACAGUAUUGGACUUCUUCAGGUCACCUCCUUUGGGG
Nanorana parkeri is the source of this 1757-nucleotide messenger RNA. It is a transcript of the gene RIOK1, whose product is annotated as RIO kinase 1. The transcript has 16 exons. The record is from RefSeq and is a predicted model, not a curated record. Gene Ontology annotation, cellular component: cytosol; preribosome, small subunit precursor. Lineage: Eukaryota; Metazoa; Chordata; Amphibia; Anura; Dicroglossidae. The coding region runs from base 1 to 1557 and encodes 518 amino acids. Gene Ontology annotation, molecular function: protein serine/threonine kinase activity; ATP binding. Gene Ontology annotation, biological process: maturation of SSU-rRNA.